Mangifera indica (mango) is the source of this 663-nucleotide messenger RNA. RefSeq names its product ferredoxin C 1, chloroplastic. The coding region runs from base 96 to 557 and encodes 153 amino acids. Gene Ontology annotation, biological process: electron transport chain. Lineage: Eukaryota; Viridiplantae; Streptophyta; Magnoliopsida; Sapindales; Anacardiaceae. The transcript has a single exon. Gene Ontology annotation, molecular function: 2 iron, 2 sulfur cluster binding; electron transfer activity. The record is from RefSeq and is a predicted model, not a curated record.
CAACAAAAUUACAUAAGCAGCAUAACCUUAUCCGUUCCAAGUUCAACGCAGUGGAGAAAAAGCUCUCUGACGGUCUCUCCAGGCCAAACAAAACCAUGGCAACACUUCAUUUAUCUCCCUCUCCUUCCUUCAUUCUCCCAAAACAAAAGCACCCCAGAAAAAGCACCAACCUUCUUUCCUCUCACUUUAGCCCCAGAAAAGGCUUAGGCUUUCACACAUAUAGAUUAAAAUCGACCAUUGUGAGGUCUUACAAAGUGGUGAUUGAGCACGAGGGUGAGUCCACAGAGCUAGAGGUGGAUCCUGAUGAGACCAUUCUAUCCAAGGCGUUGGACUCUGGUUUGAAUGUGCCUCAUGACUGCAAGCUUGGAGUGUGCAUGACUUGCCCUGCUAAACUUGUCAGUGGCUCCGUUGAUCAAAGUGAUGGUAUGCUUAGUGACGAUGUGGUGGAGCGGGGCUAUGCACUGUUAUGUGCCGCUUAUCCCCGAUCAGAUUGUACUAUUAAAACCAUUCCUGAAGAUGAGCUGCUGUCUCUGCAACUUGCUACUGCUAAUGAUUGAAAUUUGUAGUGGGUUAGAUGUUGAAUCUGAAGCUCAAAUUUUCUUCACUUUGUGUUGUGAUUAUAAUGUUCUGGGAACGUUUAAUAGAGUUGAUUUUUAUCUUGAA